AUGCGUUCCGCUAAAGCUGUUGUCUCCGAGAAUCUCGCGCGCUACGGCAAAGCGGGACCCAACAUGUCUUACAACACCAUGGCUGGAUCGCAGCCUCAUCAACACACUUUGACAUCACUGAAGCGGUGGUCAGUCGCGAACAAGGAGUUGCCAGCUGUUUCGCAAAUAAAGGCAAUUCAUGUUUACGACUUCGAUAAUACCCUAUUCCUCAGUCCGCUACCGAACCCACAACUUUGGCAUGGAAGCACUAUCGGUCACCUACAAUCAGAAACACAUUUCGCCAAUGGCGGAUGGUGGCAUGAUCCCAAUAUUCUCUCCGCCACAGGGAAAGGGUUGGAAGAAGAGGAGGCGCGAGCUUGGAAGGGUUGGUGGAAUGAGAAUAUUCUCCACCUGGUCAAGCUCAGCAUGGAGCAGAAGGAUGCUGUCACAGUACUCUUGACAGGACGGAGUGAAGCUGGCUUUGGAGAGCUCAUUAAGCGUAUGGUGGCAACCCAGAAGCUGGAUUUUGACUUGGUUGGCCUGAAACCCGAAGUUGGCCCCAAUGGGCAACACUUUGCCUCGACUGCAGCAUUCAAACACGCAUUUCUCGAAGACCUCGUUCUCACGUAUGAACAUGCCGAUGAAAUACGGGUGUAUGAGGACCGGCCCAAGCAUGUCAAAGGGUUCCGCGAUCAUUUUGAAGACCUGAACAGGAAGCUACAAUCUGGGCAGUACGCUCCCCGGAAGCCCAUCAAUGCCGAGAUUCUCCAGGUAAUCGAGUCCGCUACCACACUUGAUCCAGUAACAGAAGCUGCUGAAGUGCAGCGCAUGAUCAAUUCGCAUAACCUUGCUGUCCGCAAUCCAUCUCUAGGAAGAUACAAGGCAUUUUCAACUCGGCGCUACAUGCGCAUCAAGCGUACAAUCAUAUACACGGGUUAUCUCAUUUCGCAAGAGGAUUCCAAACGCAUGAUCGAUGAAGUGCUGAACCCACUUCUUCCCAAUGGACUUGCCGAGUCGAAUGAUAUCAAGUACAUGGCUAACAAUAUUCUGAUCACUCCUCGCCCGGCCCCACACUCCAUCCUGGACAAAGUUGGUGGUCUCGGAAAGAAAGUAACUUGGCAGAUUACUGGAACGGCAGUGCUCGAGAAUAGAGUUUUCGCAGCUCGUGUCGCACCAAUCCCGUCAACCGAACAGUAUUUCUCUGAGAACCCAGACCCUCUGAUUGUCCUGGCCGUUCGUAAAGGUGCCCGUCCAGUCGAAGCAUCCAGAAUCGCGAACUGGCAGCCUGUUCCAUCCAACAAAGCCUUGAGAUUCGACACAACUGUCGGAGAAAAAGUCAUACUUCGUGUCGAAGAUGACGAGAGAGGAGGGGCUCCAAACGCGCCUAAACACCCUAAGAAACGCUAUCCUCAGGAUCAUUAUGAAGAUAUUCCUCAGCAGCAGCAUACUCAUAACCCAAGCCACGAGACAUCCUCUCACUCUCAUGGCUACCACCCGUAUUCACGACCUACCGGGGAGAACCGGAAUCAGUACGAUGAUAAUAACUCUCGUCGAGGCUCUUACCGUGGCCGAGGGCGUGGUAAUGGAAGAGGUCGUGGCAACGCUUCACGCGGUGGUCGGGGUCGGGGCCGUGGUGGCCGCGAUGCCGGCUCAAACCCUUAUUACAAGUCACUAGAUGACUACAGCAAUGGUUACGAUGGAUCGCAGGAAAAUAAGGGUGGCAGCAACAGCAACAAUGGAUAUCCGAUGGACUACUGA
Penicillium pulvis is the source of this 1737-nucleotide messenger RNA. RefSeq names its product rRNA 2'-O-methyltransferase fibrillarin-like protein. The record is from RefSeq and is a predicted model, not a curated record. Gene Ontology annotation, cellular component: box C/D methylation guide snoRNP complex; small-subunit processome. Gene Ontology annotation, biological process: rRNA methylation; box C/D sno(s)RNA 3'-end processing. Bases 1 to 1737 code for a protein of 578 amino acids. NCBI's taxonomy places the organism in Eukaryota, Fungi, Ascomycota, Eurotiomycetes, Eurotiales, Aspergillaceae. Gene Ontology annotation, molecular function: rRNA methyltransferase activity; RNA binding; histone H2AQ104 methyltransferase activity. The transcript is spliced from 5 exons.